Molecule: messenger RNA, 453 nt
Organism: Anolis sagrei ordinatus
Lineage: Eukaryota; Metazoa; Chordata; Lepidosauria; Squamata; Anolidae
Source: RefSeq, a predicted model, not a curated record
AUGAUUUCGAGAUGGGCAAGUUUAUGAAACCUGGGAAGGUGGUCUUUGUGCUGGCUGGAUAUUACUCAGGCUGCAAAGCUGUUAUUGUUAAGAAUAUUGAUGGUGGUACGUCCGACCGUCCAUACAGCCAUGCCCUGAUGGCAGGCACUGACCGCUACCCUCACAAAGUGGCAGCCAGCAUGGGCAAGAAGAAGAUUGCCAAAUGGUCGAAGAUUAAGUCCUUUGUGAAAGUGUACAAUUACAACCACUUGAUGCGAACCAGAUACUCCGUUGACAUUCCCCUGGACAAAACCAUUGUCAACAAGGAUGUAUUUUGGGACCCUGCACUGAAAUGUAAGGCACGGUGAAAGGCCAAAGUGAAAUUUGAGGAAAGAUACAAGACAGGCAAGAACAAGUGGUUUUGCCAAAAGCUCAGAUUUUAAAUUGGAUGUUGCUGCACCGAUAAAUGUUGAA